AUGUCAAAUGAAAAAAGCAUUUGCAAUAAUUCAUUUGCAGAUUAUGAUGAUAGUCUUGCCUUAAAACAGGAAGAAUCAUCGUUGUAUAAUUCGCAUGAUUUUCUAGAUAGCACUAUCGAAGAAUUAUGUGAUCUGUACAAUAAAGAA
Messenger RNA from Racocetra persica, 147 nucleotides. Lineage: Eukaryota; Fungi; Glomeromycota; Glomeromycetes; Diversisporales; Gigasporaceae. The record is from the annotation of a GenBank genome assembly.